Theobroma cacao (cacao) is the source of this 364-nucleotide messenger RNA. The record is from RefSeq and is a predicted model, not a curated record. Lineage: Eukaryota; Viridiplantae; Streptophyta; Magnoliopsida; Malvales; Malvaceae.
CGAAGCUUCGUACCUUGGGAUGCCAGAAGAAGAUGUUUUAGACGAGGCCCUGAAUUUUAGUACAAAACAUCUGUUAGUGUUAAGGAAGAAGAUGGAUGGAAAUAAAGCUGAGCAAAUACAACAAUCACUGGAAUAUCCACUGCACUGGAGGAUGCCCUGGACAGAAGCACGAGAUUUCAUUGCUAUCUACCAAUAUGAUGCUAAGAUGAAUUCGGUUUUGCUCGAGCUUGCCAAGUUGAACUUCAAUAUCAUGCAAUCUGUUUAUCUGAAGGAGCUGCAGGAACUAGUGGAGUGGUGGGAGGACUUGAACUAUAAGGAAAGGCUACCUUUUGCUCGGGAUAGGCUACUUGAGUGUUAUUUUUAG